UGGGCGCUGGUGCCUUGAGCAGGCAGAGAUUGGGAGGCCCCUUUCCAUUGCCUCUCAUUGGGUUCAUGCUGGCAGGGAUUUACUGGAGUAGCUGUGCACGUCGAGCGACCCGCUGUCCAAACCCCCCAUUUCAACGAUAAUUAAGGAAGGCAGCUGAGGAAAAUUCUCCAUGAAUGUACGUCACAAUGAUGAUGACCGACCAAAUCCCACUGGAGCUGCCACCCUUGCUGAAUGGGGAGGUGGCAAUGAUGCCACAUAUAGUGAACGGAGAUGGUUCGCAGCAGGUCAUACUAGUUCAGGUUAACCCAGGAGAAACCUUCACAAUAAGAGCAGAAGAUGGGACUCUGCAGUGCAUCCCAGGUCCUGCAGAGGUUCCUAUGAUGUCUCCUAAUGGAUCCAUCCCCCCAAUACAUGUUCCUCCUGGUUAUAUCUCACAGGUGAUGGAGGAUAGCACAGGGGUUCGGCGAGUAGUGGUUACACCCCAAUCUCCAGAUUGUUACCCUCCCAGUUAUCCUUCAGCCAUCUCUCCAACUCACCAUUUACCUCCUUACCUUGCGCAUCAUCCACAUUUUCUUCAUAACUCGCAUUCCCCGUUCUACCCGCCAGUUACUGGCCCAGGAGAAAUCCACCCCCAGUUCUUCCCUCAUCAUCUUCCGCAUACAAUAUAUGGAGAGCAAGAAAUUAUACCACUGUACGGGAUGUCCAGCUACAUCACACGAGAAGACCAGUAUUGUAAGCCACACCACAAAAAACUUAAAGAAAGACAAAUAGACAGACAAAAUGGACUGAACAGUCCACCAUCCACUCUCUACAAAAACCACCUGGGGAACUGUACGACAGUUUUCAAUGGCAACGGGAAAGUUUAUAAUGGGGCUGGCUGCGGAGGAGUUGGUGGAGUAACGGGAUUGAAGAAGAUAGAGCGGAGAGCGAGGAGCAGUCCAAAGUCGAAUGAACAAGAUGGUCAAGAGUAUGAAUCAGAAGCAAAGAAAACAAAUGAAGUCCUUUCAGGGAUCGAGAAGCUUAUGAUUUCCAAUAUUCAGUCAAAAUCAGCUCUAGUCACGUGGUCUCCUCCGAAUGGUUAUCCAAGUGGGGAAAAGCACAGUAAUGGCCUCCCUUAUGCCUGUAGUUAUGAGGUUGCCUUAUCAGACAAAGGGAGAGAUGGAAAGUACAAGAUUGUUUACAGCGGAGAGGAAUUAGAAUGUCAUUUGAAAGACCUUAGACCAGCAACAGAUUAUCACGUCAGAGUAUAUGCAAUGAAUAAGUCAGUAAAGGGAUCGUGUUCAGAGCCCAUCAGCUUCACUACUCAUAGCUGUGCUCCUGAAUGUCCCUUCCCACCUAAACUAUCUCACAGAAGUAAAAGCUCAUUGACGUUACAAUGGAAGGCACCAAUCGAUAACGGUUCAAAAAUCACCAGCUACAUUUUACAGUGGUAUGAGGGAAAAAGAAGUACUGUAUUUAAAGAAUGUUAUAUGGGAAGUCAAAGGCACUACAAGCUUACAAAACUAUGUCCAGCCGUGGGGUAUACCUUCAGAGUGGCAGCAUGCAACGACAUUGGCAAAAGUGAAUACAGCCAAGAAGUUGUUUAUUACACAUCAGGCAACAUCCCUCAGACGCCAUCUGCACCAAAGCUGAUCCGAGCUGGAAUAACAUGGAUAACGCUGCAAUGGAUGAAGCCAGAAGGAUGUUUCCCAGAUGAGGUGGUUUCUUACACCCUGGAGAUUCAGGAGGAUAACGACAGUGUAUUUCAACCAACGUACACUGGAGAAGAAUUAACAUGUACUGUGAAUAACCUCCAAAGAAGCACUCAGUAUAAAUUUAGGCUUAUCGCCUCUAAUGUUGAAGGAAGUAGCAGCCCCAGUGAAAUUUUGGUCUGCACGACAAGUCCAGAUAGGCCCGGACCUCCUUCUCAACCUGUCGUGAAUGGGCUUGUCACUGCACAUGGAUUCACUGUUGAGUGGGAUCCUCCUGAAGACAGUGGUGGCUCUGAAAUUCUGAAAUACUUACUGGAAAUUUCGGAAGGGACUUUUGAAGCAAAUCAAUGGAAGGUGGCAUACAGUGGGUCUGCAACAGACUAUACAUUUAAAGACUUAAAACCAGGCACUUUAUACAAACUUCGCGUCUGCUCCAUCAGCACAGGUGGACACAGCCAGUGCUCUGAAAGUCAGCCUAUUGGCACAUUAAGUGUAGCACCUGGUCCAUGCCAACCGCCAAGAGUUGUAGGCAAACCAAAGCAUAAAGAAGUACAGUUACAAUGGGAUGCCCCUGUAACAGAGUCAGGAUGCCCAGUGAUAGAGUAUAACUUAGAGCUCUCUGUGCCUGGAGGAGAGGACAUUGAAGUGUAUCGCGGUCAAGACAUGGAGUGUACAGUCAGUGAUCUUCUUCCUGGAACAACGUAUCAUUUCAGAGUACGAGCCAGGAAUGAUGGAGGAUAUGGGCCUUAUUCAGACGUCGCUGAAAUCACAACAGCAGCUGGACCACCCACACAGUGCAGGCAACCAGCUCUGACGUUCCUGUCCGACACGUCAGUACUUAUAAGCUGGGAGGGCUCUGAGCGCAAUGGCGCAGAUAUCUCUGCGUACAGACUGCACUGGGCGAAGGAAGACGAGACCUCAGAGUUAGUUUACAGUGGCACAGAUACCAGCUUUCAAAUAGCUAAUCUCUUGCCAGCCACACAAUACUGCUGCAGACUUCAGGCGGUAAAUUUGUCUGGAGUUGGACCUUUCAGUGAUAUUGUGAGCUGCAGAACACCAGCAUCUGCACCUGAUGCAGUAUCUAACCUUUACGUGAUGGAUGAUGCACAUUUAGAAAACUGCACAAUCCUAACCUCAGUGCGCCUCUUGCUGUGCUGGGAAGAACCAUGCAACAAUGGAUCAGACAUUAUUUCUUACAACAUUGACCUGGGAAAUAUCAGCAUCUCGGUUGGGAACAUAACAAGUUACGUCAUUGAGGAUCUGCAACCAGAAGCGUGCUAUCAAAUCCGAAUCCAGGCGGUGAAUGAAAUAGGAGCUGGACCUUUCAGUCAUUUAAUCAAUGUAAAAACUAGUCCGUUACCACCAUUGCCUCCACGGUUAGAGUGUGCAGCUGCUGGACCUCAGAGCUUGAAAUUAAAAUGGGGCGAAGCUAGCACAAAAUCCCAAGCUUCAGACGAUCUCAUGUUCAUCCUUCAAAUCGAAGACAAAAACAAAAGGUUUCUUCCUAUCUAUCGUGGACCAAGCCACACCUAUAAGGUACAUAGGCUGACGGAAUGCACAUAUUAUAGCUUCCGAAUACAGGCGGUCAGUGACGCAGGUGAAGGACCAUAUUCGGAUAUCUAUACAUUCAGCACAACCAAAUCUGUUCCUCCAACUAUCAAAGCUCCUCGGGUAACUCAGUUGGAAGGAAGCGCAUGUGAAAUCACAUGGGAGUCUGUACUUCCCAUGAAAGGAGAUCCCAUCGGCUAUAUUUUACAGAUACAAGUUGGACGAGAGUCUGAAUACAAGCAGAUAUACAAAGGGGAAGACUCCUCAUUUCAAAUCUCAGGUCUUCAAAACAACACAGAAUACAGAUUUAGAGUGUGCGUAUGCCGUCGAUGUCUGGAUACUUCACAGGAGCUGUGUGGAUCAUUUAGCCCAUCUGUAUCGUUCACCAUGAGACGGAAUGACCUCAUGCUUCCUGGGGAUAUAUCAAAUCUCGAACGUACAAAAUUAAAUAGCAUGGUGCCUAAUGACGAACAGUUUGCAAUACUCAUCGUUUUAGGCUUUGCUACAUUGUCGGUUCUGUUUGCCUUUAUACUACAGUACUUCUUUAUGAAGUAAACAUCCAACAAAGUUAAAACUCAAAACGUUAACUAAUGCUACGCAUUAUACUCCAGACACUUAUCCAAAUAUUCAUUUUACAAGAAAUACAGACAUUUUUGUUUUCUACAUUUUAUAUUCAUGUUUUUUUACUGUUUUGGUUAGAUGAAUUUUCAAUUUUUUUUUGAUGCACCUUUUUUUGAGAUGGAAAAUGUAUAAUGCCAUUACUUGCUACCAAGGCCUGUAGUGUAGCAGAACAGCUUUGUUUUCUCUGAGCACUUGGAGAAUAGAGGGUUA
Spea bombifrons (plains spadefoot toad) is the source of this 4070-nucleotide messenger RNA. RefSeq names its product fibronectin type III domain containing 3B (gene FNDC3B). The record is from RefSeq and is a predicted model, not a curated record. The transcript has 26 exons. Bases 174 to 3794 code for a protein of 1206 amino acids. Lineage: Eukaryota; Metazoa; Chordata; Amphibia; Anura; Pelobatidae. Gene Ontology annotation, molecular function: protein binding.